This is a messenger RNA of Rhizophagus irregularis DAOM 181602=DAOM 197198, 490 nucleotides long. The record is from RefSeq and is a predicted model, not a curated record. NCBI's taxonomy places the organism in Eukaryota, Fungi, Glomeromycota, Glomeromycetes, Glomerales, Glomeraceae.
AACUUGUUUCUCCUUCUCUCCAUUCUCUUCAUUUGGCACCGAUCGUUCAUCAUUAUAACAUCGAUGUUUUUCUUCUUUGAACUGUUUCUUGUUAUAAUUUAUAUCAGGAUUACGAUGCCUUUGUAAUAAUGGUUCAUGACAUUUGUAUUGUUUUGUAUAAUGGAUAUUUUUACCAUUUUUACCAUGUUUCCAAGCUUUUGUAUAAUCUGCUUGUUUGGUAUAGACAUUCUUGUCAGCUGUUAUUGGUUUCUCUUUUGUUAAUGCAGCCAUCAGAUCUGAAUUGUGUAAAAGAUGUAAACAUAACACAUCCAACAUGUGACCGUACGGAAGUUUUUAAAUAUAGAGACGAAAUUUUUCGAUUGAAAAAAAAUCUCCCAAAUGAAAAAUAUCUUCCCGAUGGGAUAAAUUAGCUUUAAAUUAUGAUUUUUCUUUUUUUUUUUUUCCCCGCGUUAUAGCGUUAUUAUAUAUAAUAGCAUUAAAAUAAUAUGUA